AUGGCCGGCUCGCAAUUAGCAAGUCAAGCACCUGGGGAGCGGGCGGGAACGGAUACACAGAAAAAGAGAGGGGAAGAUUCAGGCCGCCAGCAGCACUCCCACCACCUUCUCCUCCCACUGUGGGCUCCCCACCUCCCCCCACCCCUCCACCUCCUCCUCCACCUCCGCCUCCACCUCCUCCUCCUCCUCUUCCUCGUCCUCCUUCUCCAUAUCCAGCCCCUCCACCUCUUCCUUUUCCUUGUCCUCCUUCUCAUCCUCCUUCUCCUCUUCCUUCUCCUCCUCCUUCUCCCUCUCCUUCUCCUUCACCUCCUUGCUGUCACCGCUACUCUUUUCCGUUGCAUCAUCAUCAUCACCCUUCUCCCUCUGGCUUUCACUCACUCCUCCUGA
This is a messenger RNA of Closterium sp. Yama58-4, 387 nucleotides long. Lineage: Eukaryota; Viridiplantae; Streptophyta; Zygnematophyceae; Desmidiales; Closteriaceae. The record is from the annotation of a GenBank genome assembly.